Carcharodon carcharias (great white shark) is the source of this 1779-nucleotide messenger RNA. It is a transcript of the gene rnf175, whose product is annotated as ring finger protein 175. The record is from RefSeq and is a predicted model, not a curated record. Gene Ontology annotation, molecular function: ubiquitin protein ligase activity; metal ion binding. The transcript is spliced from 9 exons. Gene Ontology annotation, cellular component: Golgi membrane; endoplasmic reticulum membrane. Lineage: Eukaryota; Metazoa; Chordata; Chondrichthyes; Lamniformes; Lamnidae. Bases 119 to 1093 code for a protein of 324 amino acids.
CAUCGGGAGACGCGCACGCGCCGUGGGUCUGAGAGACGUGUAUGCACCGUGGUGACGCACGGACCCCUUUCCACCACCGCCCCCCCAUCCCCAUCCCCAACUCCCAGCCCGCCUGGAGAUGGCGGCCGUGGCAGCGCAAGUGGUGGAACUGGACAUUGAAGAGCAGCAGAUGGACCUUUUAAAAUUUCCUUCAGAUGAAGACCAAUGGAGACUACAACAUGCCAAGAUACAUGCAAAACACCGUGGACAUGAGGCUAUGCAUGCAGAAAUGGUGCUUAUUCUUAUUGCCACCCUCGUAAUAGCUCAGGUUGUGCUAGUCCAGUGGAAACAACGUCAUUGUAGAUCAUAUAAUCUGGUCACCUUGCUUCAGAUGUGGAUUGUUCCUUUAUAUUUCACCGUAAAACUUUAUUGGUGGCGCUUUCUCUCCACAUGGGGGAUGUUCUCUGUUAUUACCAGCUAUGUCAUCUUCAGAGCUACCCGUAAACCCCUUUCUGGAAGAACACCACGGAUGGUCUACAAAUGGUUCCUUCUCAUCUACAAACUAAGCUAUGCAGUGGGCAUUGUGGGAUAUUUGGCAGUAAUGUUUACAAUGUUUGGCUUCAAUUUGUUCUUCAGAAUAAAGACAGAAGACUCGAUGGAUUUUGGCGUAAUUUUGCUGUUCUAUGGCUUGUACUAUGGGGUUAUGGGAAGAGAUUUUGCUGAGAUUUGCUCCGAUUAUAUGGCCUCCACUAUUGGAUUCUAUAAUUGUGGUAGUAUGCCGUCCAGGAAUCUCUCUGAUGACAUUUGUGCUGUGUGUGGUCAGAAAAUAUUUGUGGAUAUCAGUGAAGAAGGAAUUAUAGAAGACACGUACCAGCUCUCCUGUAAUCAUGUAUUUCAUGAAUUCUGCAUUCGUGGUUGGUGCAUUGUAGGUAAAAAGCAGACAUGCCCAUACUGUAAUGAGAAGGUGGACCUUAAAAGAAUGCUAAGUAAUCCAUGGGAACGCACACAUGUUUUAUAUGGCCAACUAUUAGAUUGGUUGCGCUACUUAGUUGCAUGGCAGCCUGUAAUUAUCGGUCUUGUACAGGGUAUUAACUACAUAUUGGGUCUAGAAUAAGACCCUAGUACUUUUUUGGAGAUGCAAAAUAUAAAUGAAAAGAACCUGUUUAAAUUCUGUAUAUUCUGUACUUUAUUGUACAAAAGUUUACUCUGAAUUUGUUAGCUAGCCUUACAUAGCUGCAAUAUGUUUCGUUGGUACAUUAAUUACUUAUUAUGGUGAUUAUACUGUCACUUAACUAAUGUGCAAUAUUUUUAAAAAUGAAACAAAGCUAGAUUUUAUAAAAGGAGCCCCAGGCUGCUUCACAAAAGAAGAAUGAAGUCCCCAACAACAACAACAACGUUGAAACAAAUUAAACAAAGUGUUUACCAUGCUAUAUUCUUAUGAUUCAUUGUUGAUUGUAGCUCAUAGUGUUGAUUUGGAAAUUGUGAAUAUCACUUCAAAGAAAAUUUGAUGAUGAGAUGUAGAAACAUCAUUCUUUUUUAAACAAGAUAUUAAGUUCGUCAUUCUGGUAAUAUCCACACUAAUUUAGAGAUAUGUUGUGAAAAAUUAUUCUGGUGUAAUCAGUUGUUUAUAAAUCUACACAAUUCUAAUUCAUGCCCCUAUACUGAUUUUUCUUUCUACCACUUAAUGUUGAGCACCAAUGGUGCAUUUACUUACAGUGGGUUGUAUUUUUUCUUAAUCUAUAUUUAUUCUCUAAAUGGUUCAUUUCGUUUUUGAACUGGUAAUAAAUGCCAUAUAAUUUG